AAGAAGAAGAAAUAGCUGUGACGUAAGGUUAAUACGGAAGUGUCUUCCGUCAACAAACAAAACAGUUGCCGUUUUCCCAGCCUUUUCCAUAAAGUAUUCGGUAUACAAUCACCCCGUGUUGCAGUAAUUAAAUUCCCGGCAUUUUUUAAUGUCAGGAGGAGUUUAGUAGUUUCUUUUAACAGCUAGCUGUAGUGAAAAGCCGGUUAGCCUUCUAGCUAGAGCGUGAGCUACCCUCAUUAUUUGGGGGAAUACAGAGAAGCUAGACAUUUUAGAGACUCUCUGCAAUAUUAUUCAGUCUCUGCGAUUUUACUCAUGCGUCUAACUAAGUUCCUGGCUUUUGUUUUAUUUGUAAGGUAGUUGUUUUUUUCAUGUAUGGCUUCAUGGCGUUUGCUCAAACUGGUUUCUCGGCUGAAAAAGCCACAGUUUAUUUCGACUAAACCAAACAACACCGUGUCUCUGACGUCUGUUCAAGCGUUGUUAAUAAGUGCGCUGACAGAGUUUGAAGCGUCAAAGAGAGCAAAGGUUGAGGCAAAAACCCAAACGUCACCUGCACCUUUCUACAAAGGUGGUGUGUGUUUUCGUCACCAUGGCACUGGAAGUGGGUCAGUAGAUCAAGAAACCAAGGAAAGCAAAGCAGAGACAAAUAUGGAUGUGCGGCCUAAAACUGGAGCAGGUGGUUUGCGGGGUGUAAAGACGAAAGGUUCUUUUCCAAAAAUAGGCCCCAGACAACAGCAGAUGCUGAGAAGUACUCUCGAUCGCUGGUUGGUAAAACCCUCAAAAAGUUCAAGUGCAACAGAGGAGUGCCUAGGCCAAGAGGAUGUGGAAAUCACAGAUGAGGAUAUGUCUCAAAAGCCUCCAGCUGUGUAUGUAAACAGUGAUAGCGAAGACACAAUGGAUGAAGACACCCAAAUACUGACGCCACAAGACUUUGACGAGGACUGUCCCUUCCCGCCCGACUCCAAGAGCUCUGCUGGGAGCGGGUUUCUGUUUAAACGUGCUGCAUGUCAGGAUGAGUUGGGAAAACAACCAGUGGAAGUACGCUCUGAGGCCUCAGCCACGCAGAGAACUAAAAUAACAGACUUUUUUACGGGGGGCUCAUCGCAGAGUUUCGCUGUAAAAAAUGGUUGGCGAGAGACGUCUUCAGAGGAGCAAGAUCCAGACGAGGAGCAUUCAGCCGCUGACGUUAAAUGGUUGGGAACGCCGAUCAGCGAGCUGAGAAGAAUGCCGGAAUGUGGUGGGAAGCUUCCUCCGCUGAAAGAUGUUCCUGGCCAGCACUCCGUGAUGAUAAGGACAGACCUUCUUGGAAAAAGUAAAGUUCCUAUUCCUUACCCGACUAAAUUUACAGAUACAUGGGAUGAUGUCCAUGUGAAGAUGCCCUGCUCAAGUGGGAAUUUAUUUCCGAUUGAUGACGAGAAAAAGAGUCGGUGGGAUCUGAUCAAAGAAACCCUGAACAAGAAAUUCACAAAUGCUUUUGAGUUGAAGGAAGCAGUGCAGAACUAUAGUGCCUCACAUGCUAAAAAAUGGGACUUUACAGCCCUGGACUUAUACUGCAAUAAGGUGCUGAAUCCUGAUGCUGUGGAACAUCUGUUCAACUCCCUGCUGCCGGGCAUGGUGCAAUUAGCACUGAGAGCAUCCGAGCUCUGCACCAAGCCUAUCCCCCUCCUGAAGAGAGGCAUGAACCACUCCAUCACCAUGUCUCAGGAGCAGGUGGCAUGUCUGCUUGCAAACGCCUUCUUUUGCACCUUCCCCAGAAGAAACUCGAGAAAGACUGAAUACCACAACUACCCAGACAUCAACUUCUUCAGGCUGUUCGAGGGAUCAUCAUCCAAAAAGAUCGAGAAGCUGAAAACCCUGAUGUGUUAUUUUAAAAGUGUCACUGAAAAAAUGCCUACAGGACUCGUUACAUUCAGCCGCCAAAGAUUGGACAAACCCCCCGACUGGAAAUGCUCGCAGACGUUGCUCACAAGGCUCCACAUCACAUGUGAAGGGACGAUUGAGGAUGACGGUUAUGGGAUGCUUCAGGUGGAUUUUGCCAACAAGUUUGUCGGAGGAGGAGUUAUCGGUGCCGGUCUUGUUCAAGAGGAAAUCCGCUUUCUCAUAAACCCUGAGCUCAUCCUUUCUCGUCUCUUCACGGAAGCCCUGGAUGAUAAUGAGUGUCUCAUUAUCACAGGAACACAGCAGUACAGUAAAUACACCGGUUACGCACAGACCUACAAGUGGGCUGGCUGUCACCAGGACACAACUCCAAGCGAUGGGUGGAGGAGACGGUGCACAGAGAUCGUGGCCAUCGAUGCGCUGCAGUUCAGGAACUUUUUCGAACAGUUUCACUACGACAAAAUCAACCGAGAACUUAAUAAGGCUUACUGUGGCUUUUUUCACCCUGAAAAGGAUAGUCAAAACCUCGCCGCAGUGGCAACAGGAAACUGGGGCUGUGGUGUUUUCGGCGGUGACACGCGCCUCAAAGCUCUCAUCCAGAUGCUGGCAGCUGCUGAGGCGGGCCGAGACGUCGCUUAUUUCACCUUCGGUGACAGCCAGCUCAUGACAGAUGUCCACAACAUGCACUCCUUCCUCACCCAGAGGAACAUCAGUGUCGGGCAGGUGUAUGGUCUGCUGGGGCAGUACUACAGCUCAGUUUGUAAAGGCUGCCUCAGUCGGCGGCCUGACGUCAGCCUCUAUUCCUUCAUCUACCGACGGGUCAGCUCCUCUGACGGGUCCACCGACGGUUCGGCCAGCCCGCAUUCACCCUCAGAGCCCCAUUAAGGUCAUGAGGCAUAUGAGUCACCUUGCCUUUAAAUCUGGAAAAUGAAGAAAGAAACAAUCUCUUUUUUCACUUUUUAUGGAGGACCAGACCUGCCAUAAUCAAAAACAGAAAUAAAUGGUUAAAAAAAUAAUUACUAUGAAACAUAAAUAAUAAAAACUACAGGUUUAAUUAAUAAGAGCUUUAUAAAAGGUGGUGUAGGUUAAUACCUAUACAUUUUAAAACUUGGUCAUGUUGCAUUUUAUUUAAAAUUUUUCAUUUAAUUUUCACACAGAUUUAUCAAUCAGAUGAGGUAUUUUUGUUUCCCUGAUGAUUUGUUUCUGAUUAUGUGAUUUCCUUAUUAUUUUCACUUGCCCUUCGCAAUUGGCCAUAUGUAAUUCAAUAGGAUAUAAAACUGCGAAUAGAAAUAUUAGAUGACGAGAUGCGUCUACAUAUGAAAAAUAUAAAUAUACAAUAAAUAAAAA
Fundulus heteroclitus (mummichog) is the source of this 3222-nucleotide messenger RNA. Its product is annotated as poly(ADP-ribose) glycohydrolase. Gene Ontology annotation, molecular function: poly(ADP-ribose) glycohydrolase activity. Lineage: Eukaryota; Metazoa; Chordata; Actinopteri; Cyprinodontiformes; Fundulidae. The record is from RefSeq and is a predicted model, not a curated record. The transcript has 17 exons. Gene Ontology annotation, cellular component: cytoplasm; nucleus. Gene Ontology annotation, biological process: carbohydrate metabolic process; ATP generation from poly-ADP-D-ribose; nucleotide-sugar metabolic process. The coding region runs from base 373 to 2760 and encodes 795 amino acids.